CAAAAUGUGUUGGACAAUCACUCUACAACAUUUAGAAUAAUAGUGCUUAAGUUUAACUUAACUUCCCCUAUUACAAAAUAUCAUCAACAAAAUAUUACACAACAUUUCCCAUUCAAGAUCUUAAUGGUUGUGAUUUUGUUAAUUUUAGAUCCGUUGACUUUUUGACUUGUAAUGAAAGCAAUGUUAGUGAAUUGGAAAGAAAGACUCCUCUUUUGUUUUGUAUAGCCAAACACAGCACAAAGGCAGUCCGCUCCGCUCUCCCUCCGCGAACGAAACCCAUUAUAAUAACCCGACUUCUAAGCUGACCGGUCCGAAGGCCAUGGCGCCACCGGCAACAAUUCGGUGGUUCGCUCUCCUAUUAGCUCUCAUGCUGUCUCUUCUCAUAUCUCCGUCAACGGCCAUCUACUGCGACGAAGAUGAUUGCUACGAUCUCUUGGGGGUUACACAAAGUGCAAAUUCUUCGGAAAUCAAGAAAGCUUACUAUAAGCUCUCAUUGAAACAUCACCCGGACAAAAAUCCUGAUCCGGAAUCGAAAAAGCUUUUUGUCAAAAUUGCUACUGCGUAUGAGAUUUUGAAGGAUGAGGCCACGAGGGAGCAGUACGAUUAUGCAAUCGCACAUCCGGAGGAGGUGUUCUACAACACUGCUCGUUACUAUCGUGCGUACUAUGGUUACAAGACAGAUCCACGUGCUGUCCUUAUUGGCCUUCUUCUGGUUCUUUCAGGAUUUCAAUACCUUAAUCAGUGGACAAGGUAUAAUCAGGCUAUAGACAUGGUCAAGAAGACACCUGCGUACAAAAAUAGACUGAAGGCUUUGGAGCUUGAGCGCAAUGGAGGAGCUAUAAAUAAGAAGAAGAGUAGCAAGCAAAUGGACAAGAAAACAGAGGAAGAUCUAAGCAAAGAACUUGACCUACAGAUAACGGGUGCCGGGAAACCUUCUCUCUGGGAACUUCUCUGUGUUCGCUUUCUACUUCUACCUUACACUGUUUCCAAACUUUUACUUUGGUGUGGUCACUGGUUCUGGAGAUACAAGGUAAAGAAAUCUCCAUAUACUUGGGAUGACGCCUCUUACCUUACACAGAGAGCCCUUAGGGUGCGUCUUGAUUCAUGGGUAAAUAUGGACGACGUGACAAAGGAAGAUCUUCUUCAGAGGCGUUUAUGGGAACAAUCCAAUUUAGAUGCCUACUUUGCAGAGAUGCGGAAAGAGUCCAAGCGCAGAAGAUAACAAAUUUGUUUUGCCUUGCAAAGUUUUUUUUUGAAAAAAAAAUUAAAAUUGUUGAUCUAAAUUAAUACAAAUACAUGAGAAGAAGAGAAGUAAUAACCCGUUCAUACCUCUUUGGUGUGGGCUUAUGCCAUGAAGAAUGGGAAAUUUUGUUGCCUAAUGAAGUUUUAUGAAAUUUUGCUAAA
Molecule: messenger RNA, 1404 nt
Organism: Cannabis sativa
Lineage: Eukaryota; Viridiplantae; Streptophyta; Magnoliopsida; Rosales; Cannabaceae
Product: chaperone protein dnaJ 50
Exons: 10
Coding region: 320-1222 (300 amino acids)
Biological process (GO): protein folding
Cellular component (GO): endoplasmic reticulum membrane
Source: RefSeq, a predicted model, not a curated record